AUGUGUGGUCAGGUUAUAUUGGAGAACAAGGACGGUAUUUCUGAUGGUUUGCCUCACUUAAUCUAUAUAUCCAGAGAGAAGAGGCCAGAGUAUCCACAUAAUUACAAAGCUGGAGCUAUGAAUGUUUUGACAAGGGUUUCUGGUUUGAUGAACAAUGCUCCCUUUAUGUUGAACGUAGACUGUGACAUGUUUGUGAACAAUCCGAAGAUUGUUCAACAUGCUAUGUGUAUUUUGAUGGAUUCUACAAGUAGGAAAGAGGUUGCUUUUGUUCAAUGUUUUCAGCAAUUCUAUGAUGGAGUAAAAGAUGACCCUUUAGGAAAUCAGUGGGUCACUGCAUUUGAGUACAUAAUUAGGGGCAUGGCAGGACUUCAAGGACCAAUCUAUGUAGGAACAAACACCUUCCAUAGAAGAAAUGUUAUUUACGGUCUUUAUCCUGAUGAAAUCCAAAAUGGGAGAAAAGGAUUAUCAGAAAAGAUACUAAUACAACAAUUUGGAAGUUCAAAGGAGUUUGUCAAAUCAGCAGCGCAAGCUUUGGAAGGGAGUGCAUCUAGUACUCCUAAUGAUAAUAGUCUUUCUAACUUCAUUGAAGCAGCAAUUGAAGUUGCUGAUUGUGGCUAUGAACAUAGCACUAGCUGGGGUAAACAGAUGGGGUGGUUAUAUGGAUCAGUGGCAGAGGAUGUGCCUACAGGGUUGAGCAUCCAUAGAAAAGGUUGGAGAUCAGAGUGUUGUACACCAGAUCCAGUUGCCUUUACAGGAUGUGCUCCUCGAGGGUUACCCUCUACUAUGAUGCAACAAAAGAGAUGGGCCACAGGCCACACUGCAUUGUUAUUUGGCAAGAAUUCACCUAUUAUGGGUACCCUCUUUGGCAAGAUCCAACUCAGGGCAUGCUUGUCCUAUUGUUGGCUCGCCACGUGGAGCUUGCGAUCUGUCUUUGAAGUUUCCUAUGCUGCUCUAAUUGCACAUUGCCUCAUUACCAACACCAGUAUCUUCCCUAAGGGACUUGGUCUGUGGAUUCCUGUUACUCUUUUUGUUGUCUACAACAUACAUACUCUAUUAGAGUAUGUAUCAACCGGGUUGUCCAUACGGUAUUGGUGGAACAAUCAGAGAAUGAGCAUUAUGAGAACCUCAACUUCAUGGUUUAUCGGAUUUUUUAGUGGCAUGCUUAACAUUGCGGGGAUAUCUGAUGCAGUCUUUGAAAUAACACAGAAGGAAACCUCAACUUCUGGUGCUGAUGGCGGUGAUGCAGAUGCAGGUAGGUUCACCUUCGACGAGUCUCCGGUUUUUGUGGCAGGCACAACCUUUUUACUGGUGCAGUUGGCAGCCCUUAUUAUAAAGUUUCUGGGGUUGAAUCCUAAAGGACCAGCUCAUAGUGGAAAUGAAUGUGGAAUGGGGGAGUUUAUCAGUAGUCUGUAUCUCAUAGUGUGUUAUUGGCCAUUUUUGAAAGGGUUGUUUGGCAAAGGAAAAUAUGGGAUUCCCUUCUCCACUAUAUGCAAGUCAGCAGCGCUAGCAUUUGCUUUUGUGCAUUUCUGUAGAAGUACUGUCAUGGGUUGA
Molecule: messenger RNA, 1551 nt
Organism: Lotus japonicus
Lineage: Eukaryota; Viridiplantae; Streptophyta; Magnoliopsida; Fabales; Fabaceae
Product: cellulose synthase-like protein H1
Exons: 6
Coding region: 1-1551 (516 amino acids)
Biological process (GO): plant-type primary cell wall biogenesis; cellulose biosynthetic process
Cellular component (GO): plasma membrane; trans-Golgi network
Molecular function (GO): cellulose synthase (UDP-forming) activity; mannan synthase activity
Source: RefSeq, a predicted model, not a curated record